CCUACGAGGAGUGGUGAUGUAUCAUCUUACCACAGAAUCUCCAUUGGUGGAAGUAUCAGACAGCGGCGAUCCGAUCCGAGCAAUGUGGUAAGGGUUGCUGAUGACAUGAUUUGAACGGUGAAACAGAGUGUGCAAAGUGCUCUCUCAACAGCGUUGUGUGAGAGGACAGCAGCCAUGCCACCUCCCUCUGAUAUCGUCAAAGUGGCAAUAGAGUGGCCCGGUGCAAAUGCCCAGCUCAUCGAGAUUGACCAGAAGAAGCCCCUGUCUUCUAUCAUACGGGAGGUUUGUGAUGGGUGGUCUCUGUCUGGCUCAGAGCAGUUUGCCCUGCGUUAUGCUGAUGGCCCUCAGCUCUACAUCACUGAACAGAGCCGUAGUGAUAUCAAGAACGGAACCAUCCUACGACUGGCCAUAUCUCCUGCUCGUGCAGCGAGGCAGCUCCUGGACAGGAUCCAAUCCCAUGGCAUAGAUGCCCGUCUGGAGGCCCUGAAAGAGCUUGCCAAGCUUUCCGCAGACCCCACCUUUGCCGCCGAGUUCAUCAACAUGGAGGGCAUUGGGACCCUUGCUCGCCUGGUGGAGAGUGGCACCCACUUUGGGGAAAUGCUGGCCUUUACUUUAACUGCCUUCCUUGAGCUAAUGGACCAUGGAAUAGUGUCGUGGGACCUCAUCUCUCUGUCCUUCAUCAAACAGAUUGCGGGCUACGUGAAUCAGCCGAUGGUGGACGUUUCCAUUCUGCAGCGCUCGCUGGCCAUUUUGGAGAGCAUGGUCCUCAACAGUCACAGCCUCUAUCACCGGGUGGCGCAGGAGAUCACCGUGGGACAGCUCAUCGGACACCUGCAAGUAUCCAAUCAGGAGAUUCAGACAUACGCCAUCGCACUCAUCAACGCCCUUUUUCUCAAGGCCCCCGAGGACAGACGGCAGGAGGAGCACACUCACCCCCUGGACCAGAGGCUCACUGAAAUGGCAAGCACCCUGGCCCAGAAACACCUGCGAUCAAUCAUCCUCAACCAUGUUAUCCGAGGUAACCGACCAAUCAAAGCCGAGAUGGCACACCAGCUGUAUGUGUUGCAGGUGUUGACCUUUAACCUCCUGGAGGAGCGCAUGAUGACAAAGAUGGACCCCAGCGAUCAGGCACAAAGGGACAUCAUUUUUGAGUUGCGCAGGAUUGCCUUUGAUGGGGAGAAUGAUGCCAGCGGGACGGAGAAGAGGAAGGCCGUGUACACCAAGGACUACAAAAUGCUUGGCUUCACCAACCAUGUGAACCCUGCUAUGGACUUCACUCAGACCCCUCCAGGCAUGCUGGCCCUGGACAACAUGCUGUAUCUGGCCAAGCUGCACCAGGACACCUACAUCAGGAUUGUGUUGGAGAACAGCAGCCGCGAGGACAAACACGAGUGUCCCUUCGGACGCUGUGCCAUUGAGCUCACCCGUAUGCUGUGUGAGGUACUCCAAGUGGGAGAACUGCCCAACGAGGGCUGCAACGACUACCAUCCCAUGUUUUUCACCCAUGACCGGGCGUGGGAGGAGUUCUUCUGCGUCUGCAUCCAGCUGCUCAACAAGACCUGGAAGGAGAUGAGGGCCACGGCUGAGGACUUCAACAAGGUGAUGCAGGUGGUUCGGGAGCAGAUCACCCGGGCCCUGGCCAUGAAGCCGUCGUCCCUGGACCAGCUCAAAGGCAAAUUCCGAGCCCUGAGUUACUCCGAGAUCCUGCGCCUGCGCCAGUCGGAGAGGAUGAGCCAGGACGACUUCCAGUCGCCACCCAUCAUUGAGCUACGUGAGAGGAUCCAGCCAGAGAUACUGGAGCUCAUCAAGCAGCAGAGACUCAACCGCCUGUGUGAGGGCAGCUGCUUCCGCAAGCUGGGCAACCGUCGCAGACAAGAGAAGUUCUGGUUCUGCCGUCUGUCUCUCAACCACAAGGUUCUGCACUAUGGGGAUCUGGACGAGUCUCCCCAGGGGGAAGUGCCUUUUGAGCUUCUCACAGACAAGAUCCCUGUGUCUGACAUUAAGUCAGUGGUGACGGGGAAGGACUGUCCCCACAUGAAGGAGAAGAGUGCGCUAAAACAAAACAAGGAGGUGCUGGAGUUGGCUUUCUCUAUCCUGUAUGAUCCUGACGAGAACCUCAACUUUGUGGCUCCUAACAAAUAUGAGUACUGUAUCUGGACCGAUGGGUUGUGUGCCUUGCUUGGUCGAGAGAUGGCCAGUGACCUCACCCGCAGUGACCUGGACACGCUCAUCUCCAUGGAGAUGAAGCUACGCCUCCUGGACCUGGAGAACAUAACCAUACCUGAAGCCCCUCCCCCUGUGCCAAAGGAGCCCAGCACUUACAACUUCACCUACAACUACGGCUGAGAAGUGUGUGUGUGUGUUUACAUAGUGUGUGUGUGAGAGAGGUACUAAUUGUAUUUGUGUGCGUGUGGGUGGGUGCAUAGUAGUGUAUAUGCGAUUGUGUGUAGGAAGACAAGGAAACCACACACACACAUUUUCUAGCCACUACAAUGUGAGUGAAGUUGGCUGAUACUCUGAAAUCCAACUGCCCACAAGUAAUUCAGGCAGGGUGCCUAACCCUACCAAUAUUGAAAUAUCACACUAUUAUGGUAUGAGCUUAUUGCAAACUUUUAAUAUAUUGUUUCAUAAUUUGUCACUUCAUGGCCUUAUACAAUGAUAUGUGUGAAAGGAAGCUCAUUGGAACAGUUACAGCUGAGUCCCACUAUUUCUUCAUUCAUAACAACAGAAACACAUUUGUUGAAACCUGACCUGGAUUUUCAAAUACUGUGCAUAUAUAUAUAUAUAUGCGCACCGUGUAUUGUAGACAUAAAUUUGGGAGCUCUGUUCAGAACCAUGCUGAUGUAGGCUAGUUAAUUACUUGAUUCUACCUCGUGUUUCUGAACAGAUUAAAUAAUCUAUAUACAUACGCUUUGGUAAUAGCUGGUAUUGAUGUUAGAAAUGUAUAGCCUGGGAAUUUAGUUUCCAGAAAACACGUAACUGCAGACACUGUUAUUUAAAUCAUGGCUAAUGAGUACCUAUACAGUGCCUUGCUAAAGUAUUUAAACCCCUGACCAAUUCUCAUGUUACUGAAUUAGAAAUGGAACAUUCCAAAAAACACCAGGGGUUUAUACAGGCCAUGUGACAGGAACUUUAAUGGUUUACAGGCGGAGGCAAAUAGUUACGUAAUUAUGUCCUUGUUGGGGCAAUUUCUGGACAGGGGUUGAAUACGUAUGGCAGCAACAACCUUUUCCCCUUACAAAUAAUUCCCAACGUAAACCCAAUGCCACCAUACAUUAAUGUAUUUUGAGUGUCGAGUGUUUCAAAAUAAAAUAUCAGUAUGAAAUGUUUAUUUACCAUUUCUAAUUCAGUGGUAUUAUGUAUUGGUCAGAGGUUUGAAUACUUUUGCCAGGUACAGGUAUAUAUGACAAAUAAUCCAAUAAGAAUGUAUUCUAACCCAGAUCAGGUUAAAACUGAUUCUUUAUGGGCCAAGAUAUUUUCCAAAGUGUCAUUUUCAAAGUCGCUCUCGGUGUCGUCCUUAAUUAAUUACUUAUCAAUGUUAUGUGUUUGUUAUGCAGAAUAUAAUUAUAUUUUUGUAAAUGAUUAUGUAAACUCAGUUGUGAAUAGAAGGAACACUAACUUUUUAACAACCUUAUUUGACUUCAGAAACAGUGGUUUGGGGCACAGAAUGAGAGACUAAGCAAGGUAUCAAACCGUCUGAGACAGACAUGCAUACAGGUUGUUAAAUAAGCAAAGCCUUCGAUACUGUGUAGUCGGUAGGGAAGUAUGUAUUUUCUGUUUGUUGGGAUUCAAAUAGUCAUUUGAUUGUGGCGUAAAACUCGGACCAUGUCGUUGAAGCGCUCAGCAAGGGUGUUGGAAUAGGAAGCUGUGGGUUUGAAAUGAGUUGCAAUAUGUAAUUAUAAAUAUAGCGUCAUAGCAUUUGUUUUCCCACUGGCAUAGAAUUUGGCCGCAGCCUGUGCUGCCCAUAGACCUGCUCACAACUGUGCAAGAUGUCCCUUUUAUUUUCAUUGUUUUAUUAGGUAGGUAUGCUAAGAACACCUUAUUUAUCGUAAUGACCUAGGAUCAAUUAGGGAUAACUGUCUCACUCAGGGACAGAACGACAGGGUUCGUGACCUUGUCAGCUUGGGGAUUAGAACCUUUCACUCUUGACCACUAGUUUACCCUGCCAUCCUGAUGUUAAUACGGUGUUGCUACGGUCAUUUUUUUGUGGCUGUAAUCAUUAUUUUAAGGACAUUUUAAAAGGGAUGAAGGUGUGCAAAAAUGUUUAUAGUACCAGGGGAGGGUUGUGUAAACAUUUGUUGCGGAGGGAAGGCGUAUUUUCUCUUUUUAAAUGACAGCUUGAGUUGGAUGAGAUUUGUUUUGGGUGGAGAUGACUGAAAUGGAGGUGUGGCAGAGGUGUGUCUACAGAUGAGGGUUUUUUGAAGGGUGGUCAUACAGGUCUUGAAGAGACAACCCUAUUAUUUUAUCUGUCUGGGUCCGCUCCAUUGUGCUUAUUUCCCGCCAGAGCCAGAUGGCACCGACUCAGUUCUUCUGGUCAGUUGGCUGGGCCUUGAUAUUUGAUGUAUCAGUGUUUUAUAGUACACUCUAUGAAAGGGAUGUCAGAGUCAUCACUGUCAAGCUUGUAGCUGCUUAGAAAAUUAUACAAAUUGCCACAUUGAACAAAGUGUGGUUGCUAAUGGACACGCCAACAAUAAAACUUUAGGGAGACUUCUAAAGAGGCUUUAGCAUUUGGUACUCAGGCCUCGUUUAUACAGGCAGCCCAAUUACGGUUUCUUCCUCUCCACUACCUGGUCUUUUGUUCCAUACGAUCAUCAAUCAGAUGUGCUGGAGGUCACUCUGGAUAAGAGCAUCUGUUUACAUUACUAAGAUAUAAUCUGAUUUGAAAAAAAUGUGUUAUUGGUCAAAAGAGACUUUGGGGAAAUCCCCAAUUGGACUGCCUGAGAAAAUGCAGACUUUUACUUGCUAAGCCAUUAACUGUGUUCAGGCUAGUAGUAGAGAAUGACUUGUUGUUAGUCAAGAAAUAACAACUAUUACAUUUAAAUAUGGUAUUCAUAUAUAAAUCCUUGUCUGUAUAUAUUGUGCUGCCUUAUUAAAAAUGUAUUUUGUUUUGUGUGAAUAAAUACAAACAUGAACAUGUUUGUUAAUACGA
Molecule: messenger RNA, 5149 nt
Organism: Esox lucius (northern pike)
Lineage: Eukaryota; Metazoa; Chordata; Actinopteri; Esociformes; Esocidae
Gene: elmo2
Product: engulfment and cell motility 2
Exons: 23
Coding region: 175-2346 (723 amino acids)
Biological process (GO): cell motility; actin filament organization
Source: RefSeq, a predicted model, not a curated record